Molecule: messenger RNA, 1673 nt
Organism: Racocetra fulgida
Lineage: Eukaryota; Fungi; Glomeromycota; Glomeromycetes; Diversisporales; Gigasporaceae
Source: the annotation of a GenBank genome assembly
AUGGGUGAUGAUUAUGAUGAUUUUUCAAAUAGACACGCGAACGCAGAAAUUGUUGGAAGUGCACCGGUUGGUAAUAGUAAAUGGUCUGCUCUGGGUAAUAGGAAAUGGUCUGCUCUGAAAAGGAAAAAAAUUAAUAUAGAAAGCUCACAUUCUAAAGAGUUUGCAAGUGAUGAAUUUAAAACCGCCUCUAAGAACCUGUCUUUAGAUAAUUUAAUGCCUCACAAUUUUAAUCACAAUGAAAACAUGCUUAGUAUUGAGAAAAGCAACGAAUCUUUUAAAUUUGGUGCGAUGGUUUCGAAUGGUAAUUCUGUGCCUCUCUUGUCACCAAGAACCAGUUUGUUAACAAUGGCUUUCAACGCAAAAUCACAAAAUGCGCAAGCUACAAAGGUGGAUUCGUAUUUUGAUGUAUCUACUAUUAAUUCAUCACACACAUGUGCAAAUGAUGAAAAUAUACCAUUUUCAGAAUCUUCAGAAGCAAGUUCAAAAUCUCCACUAUCCAAAAGUCUUGAAAAUAACUUACCUCAAAUAAAUCAUAAUUCUUUUACGCCGAAAUUUUCGUCACCAUUAGCGAUUAGUACGCCAAUUACGGCGUCAAGUGAUGAUCAUGAUGUCAUACAAAAUGCUAAGAAUGCCAAGAAUGAUGUUAAUGUCGAAGAAUUCACAAAUUUAGGAUCUGAAAAUAUUCGUGAUGAACAAAAAAAUGUUAAUAAUCAAAAUGCUUAUAAUCGACAAACGUCUCCUGAGAUUACAAACCCGUCUUUGCCUCCAAUUAAAGAGGAAUUAUCCAAAUCUCACCAGAAUUCAUUACAUCCUGUCGUCAAAAACACCGUUCUUGAUUCGCCUAUUUGUGUAAAAUCUACGCAUUCGCGUGAACCUUCAAAUUCAUUGCAAAAUUUAUUUAUAAAUCCAGCUGCUGAGUUAAGUAGUGAAAAUAUAUCAGAGAAGACAAAAGUCAUGGAUCAAACGAGCGAUAAUUGUUCUUACGAUGAUAUUAAUCAAAGAGAAACUAUUUUGUCUGGCAAAUUUAGUUUAGCAGUAAAGAAAAGUUGGAAUAAUGAAUUUAUUGAGGCAGAAGAAAUAUUGAUGAGACGUAAAGAUGGAAUUCCAAGAUGGAGCGUUGCUUUUGCUGAAGUGCAAUUAGUUAAACAUCUAAUGACCGGGCAAGCUGCAGAGUAUCAGGAUCCAGAGUUAACAAAUUCACUAAGCGAGGCCGAAAAGUUAGCUAACAAGGAAACAACACUUGCUAUGUUCAUAAAAGAUGUUUGGAAAACUGAUAUAAAGCCAGCAAAUACACCUAGCGAAGAUGAAGCCGAAUUGGCUUCUCUUCGUUUAAAUUAUAGAUGGGAUUGCGAGUUGGCGAUGGCUGAUAUUCUACUUUUCCGGUCUGUUUUGCAAGUUAUUGGAGGUAACGAGAUUAAAGGAGCAUUAAAUUUACAUAGAGCAUGGAAACUUUAUUCCAAAGUUAAAGAUGAAGUUGAUCGAAUUAAAGGCGAAUUAAAUAAAAAUACGCAUAAAAAGGAACCUAAUAGUUCAAAUAAUAAUAAUGGUAAUCUAUGGGGUUUUAUGGGAAUAUCCAAUAUGGUUAAAUUCGGUGUCCCUACACAGGAGAAAUCAGGUGUACAUGACACUGUCAACUCAAUAAAAGUCGAUCCUGAUAUUGAGGAUUGUCUCGA